Messenger RNA from Galeopterus variegatus (Sunda flying lemur), 1002 nucleotides. It is a transcript of the gene CD226, whose product is annotated as CD226 molecule. The transcript has 6 exons. Lineage: Eukaryota; Metazoa; Chordata; Mammalia; Dermoptera; Cynocephalidae. Gene Ontology annotation, biological process: positive regulation of natural killer cell mediated cytotoxicity directed against tumor cell target; positive regulation of immunoglobulin mediated immune response; cytokine production. The coding region runs from base 1 to 1002 and encodes 333 amino acids. Gene Ontology annotation, cellular component: external side of plasma membrane. The record is from RefSeq and is a predicted model, not a curated record.
AUGAAUUAUCUUACUUUCCUCUUGGCUAUUCUUCAUGUAUACAGAGCUGUAUGUGAGGAGAUACUUUGGGACACAACUGUUAAACUUGCUGAGAAUAUGACUCUAGAAUGUGUGUAUACAUCAACGGACUCCUUAACCCAGAUGGAGUGGUUCAAGAUCAAUGCAUCGAAGAAAGAGUCCAUUGCCAUUUUCAACCCUACUUAUGGUGUGAUCAUAAGGAAGCCCUAUGCUGAUAGGGUGUACUUUUUAAAUUCAACGAUGAGUCCCAAUGACAUGACCCUUUCCUUUCACAAUGCCUCUGAAGCUGAUGUUGGCUUCUAUUCCUGCUUUCUUCAUACUUUCCCUACUGGAUAUUGGGAAAAGAAGAUACAGGUGGUUCAGUCAGACAGUUUUGAGAUAGCUGUGCAAUCAGAUAGUCACACGGUCUCAGAACCUGGAAAAGACAUCACACUCACCUGUCAGUUUCAAAUGAAAGGGCCAAUGCAACAGGUUACAUGGGAAAAGAUCCAGCCCUAUCAAAUUGACCUCUUAACCUGCUGCAACUUGUCCCAAGGAAGAAGUUAUGCCUCCAGGUACCAAAGACAAAUAUUGACCAACUGUAGCCAGGGAGGGAGAAGGAGCUUCAUUGUCAUUCCCCAAGCCACUACCUCUGACUCAGGACUUUACCGCUGCUGCUUUGAGGCCACCACAGGAGAAAAUGAAACCUUUGUGAUGAGAUUGACCAUAACUGAUGGUAAAACCAAUCACCAAUCUGUCCUCUUCAUGGCUGGAGGGACAGUUUUAUUUUUGGUUGUUAUCCUAAUUACCACUGUCAUUGUCAUUUCUUGUAACAGGAGACGGAGACAGAAAAGAACCCUGUUUAAAGAGUCCCGGGAUACGCAGAGGAGGGCAGCCAACAACUACAGAAGUCCCAUCUCUAUCAAUGAACACAUGGAUGACGCAAGAGAGGAUGUUUAUGUCAACUACCCAACCUUCUCUCGUAGACCAAAGACUAGAGUCUAA